Messenger RNA from Plenodomus lingam JN3, 2340 nucleotides. RefSeq lists its product as uncharacterized. The record is from RefSeq and is a predicted model, not a curated record. NCBI's taxonomy places the organism in Eukaryota, Fungi, Ascomycota, Dothideomycetes, Pleosporales, Leptosphaeriaceae.
AUGUGCAAGCUGGUCCGUGCGCGUUGUUAUGGCAGGGGAGGUGGUGUCGCGUGGGUUUGUUUAUCGUCCGAACGUCCGAGCUCGUUCCACAACAUCACUGCAACUUCUUUACCAAGCACAACUACCAUUGACCGCAUCAGCUACAGAAAAGCGUCUCAGCCUACAGCAUACUUACCCUUUGGAUACCUCAAAUACACUCAUAAUACCGCCAAGUUGGCGCGCCUCAACGAAUCCCCGGUCCAAAUGGAUCCGCCCUCUUCACCCGUCAAGCCGCCCUUCUCACGGGACAUGCCUGUGUUUCCGGCGAGCCCAGUGCGCGUAGGCACACCACCACGAUCACCGCGACACGGCGGCGAAUCUCCAGUCAUGUCCCCUUCCCAGUCUGCACCCAACAUGCGAUCGCCCUCUCCAUUGCGUAACCAACAUCAACGCACCGGCUCGGAUGCCUCCGUCGAAAGCAUCAAGCGCAGACACCAACGCACCAAUUCGGAGAUCUCAGUCUCAGGGCUUGCUGUCAUGUUCGAGAACCUCGAGGUUAAGGACCCAAAGGAAGCGGCCAAACGAUACAAGGAAGCGCUUGCAAAAGAAAAGGCAAAAGGGGACAAGGCAGAAACGAGAUACCAGAUGCUGAUCGACCGCAAAGAUGUUUAUAUCGAACAGCUGAAGGGUGACUUGGAGAAAGCAAAGGCCGCACUUGAGGUUGGCGUUACAAAGUCCAAUUACGAGAGAGAGUACAUGUCUAGCCGGGAGAAGAUUGCCACCCUAACCCAAAGAUUGAGUGACAUGGAUGACAAGUAUCGAACUCUCAACAUAAAACUGGACCGCAGCGAGAGACACCGCCAGAUCUAUGAGGAGAAGUACAUUAAGUAUAGAAAACAGACUCAUGAACUCACCAAAGAUAACUUGAAGGUGUCGGGUAAGAUCCCAACAUUACAGGCGGAAAUUCAAGUGCUAGAACGCAAAUUACAACGCACCGAAUCGGAUGUUCGCUUCAAGACAGAGGAGGCUGCAAAAUACCAAAACCAGGUAUACGGCCUCCAAGUAGAGGUGGAGAGUGUUCGUGCUCGAUCGGACGAGCAAAUACAGUCGCUACAGCAGCAGUUGAAGGUUGUGGAGGAGGAGCGGGAUGCGCUCAAGACCAGCUUGCAGGAAGAGGAAGUCAUGCGAGUCGCUGCAGAAGGCCGUAUCGCUCUUCCUGCUGUUGCCGCAGACGAGAACGAUGAGUUUGACUCUCCCAUACGUUCACCACGCAAACAGCGCAAGUGUCGGAAAGAUGAAGAUGACAAGGAAAACGUGUCUCCUAAGAAGGGGGCCGUCGAACUGCGAUUCCUGCAGCAAGAGUUGACUGCUGAACGACGGCUACGCGAACGUGCCCAAGAGCAGAUAGACUUCAUGAAGAUGGAGUGCCAGUUUGAGUGCUGCUCUUGCCGUAUUGCUGAAAGGCAAAGCAGACAAUACGUUCAUGACAACACCUAUGCCACGGAAAUGGAACGUAUCAAGACAUCUGUCCCGGCAUUCACACCUCCACCCAGUAAUCACGAAGACGAUCAGAUGGAAGAUGCGGUAGCCAAGCAUGAGACCAUGCAGCCUGAACGUCCAUUUACACCACCUUUGGAGGAGUCAUUGCAGUCGAAACAGGACAUGGACCAUGAAAGUGCUGUUCAUGUGCACACGCCCCCUGUCGCAUCAGACACCGUGCUUGCAUUCUCGCCCUCUACAGGUACCUUUCGCUCUGUCCCCUCACCCGUGAAGGCAGCUGCCCCUGCUUGCGCUACUACGACAUUACAGCCAUCACCCCUGAUAGAGUCGAGACAUGUGUCCAACACUGUUGCUGAUGUUGAGUCUACACUAGUGUCAAGGCCACAGUCACGAGUAGGAUUUGUCCGUAGCGAGCGUAGGGAGAGCAAGACUAUUGAUAUCAGCAUUCACGAGGAUGCCAUCGAUGACAGCGAAGACGAGGACGAAUCGCCGCCAACGCCACCAUCCCCGCCUCAGGAGCCAUCUGGGCCAGCCACCCCCUAUCUCACUCGAACAAUCACCACCACAACUACGAUUCCGCUCCACUUUUCACCCGCGACUCCAGCCUUCAAGCCUGGCCGGGGCCCCAUGACACCUUCCACUGUAGCUCACGCAGCAGCAGACGCUUCUACACCCGUGCUUGGCGAGCUCUCACUCAACAAGCUACCGAUCGACCGAGAGGCCGCAUUGCAGGCCAUCCGCGAGCGACGAGGUCGUGCUAGAAGCAUGGCUGCCGGGCAGGGAACGCCGAUGAAAUUGAUGGUACAGGGUGUCAAAGAUCGGAGAGACAUCAGUGCGCCUGUCUCACGGGUACGAAAAUGA